Agelaius phoeniceus (red-winged blackbird) is the source of this 2741-nucleotide messenger RNA. It is a transcript of the gene KCNMB2, whose product is annotated as potassium calcium-activated channel subfamily M regulatory beta subunit 2. Gene Ontology annotation, cellular component: membrane; voltage-gated potassium channel complex. Gene Ontology annotation, biological process: potassium ion transport; detection of calcium ion. Gene Ontology annotation, molecular function: calcium-activated potassium channel activity; potassium channel regulator activity. Lineage: Eukaryota; Metazoa; Chordata; Aves; Passeriformes; Icteridae. The record is from RefSeq and is a predicted model, not a curated record.
AUGAGAGGGAAAAUCUCCCUGUCGCAUCCCAUUGAAAUCUCCAUUUUAGGCACUGCUGCUCCACUGCUGCUCAGGUCCUUCCAUCGUCCCACUGCAGCGAGCAGAGCCAACACUGGGCAGCCCUCUAAAAUGUUUAUUUGGACCAGUGGCCGGGGAUCUACAUCUUACAGACAUGAUGAGAAAAGAAAUAUUUACCAAAAAAUCAGGGAUCACGACCUACUGGACAAAAGGAAAACAGUGACAGCCCUGAAAGCUGGAGAGGACCGUGCCAUCCUGCUGGGGCUGGCCAUGAUGGUGUGCUCCAUCAUGAUGUACUUCCUGCUGGGAAUCACCCUGCUGCGCUCCUACAUGCAAAGUGUCUGGACAGAAGAGACUCAGUGCUCACUGCUCAAUGCAUCCAUCACAGAAACCUUUAACUGCUCAUUUAACUGCGGCCCAGAGUGCUGGAAAAUCUCUCAGUACCCCUGCCUGCAGGUGUAUGUUAAUCUCACCUCUUCUGGCCAGAAGCUUCUACUCUACCACACCGAGGAAACAAUGAAAAUUAAUUCUGAGUGUUCCUACAUCCCCAAGUGUGGGAAGAACUACGAGGAGUCCAUGUCGCUGGUGAACGUGGUGAUGGAAAACUUCAGGAAGUACCAACGUUUCUCCUGCUUCUACGACCCCGAGGGCGUGCAGAAGAACGUGAUCCUCACCAAACUGUACAGCUCCAACGUGCUCUUCCACUCCCUGGUCUGGCCCACCUGCAUGAUGAUCGGGGGGGUGGCCAUCGUGGCCAUGGUAAAGCUGACUCAGUACCUCUCCCUGCUCUGCGAGAGAAUCCAGAGGAUCAGCAGAUAGGAAAGGAGACUUCUCCGAAAUUUAAUACUGUUUUUUCUCAUUCUUCACCAAAGAACCUUAAGUUUGUAAUGUGCAAGUCUGGUAUAAGUUCCUUACUAUAUUCUUCUAAGUAGAGCAAUAAUGCAAAAGCUGUUCUAUAUGCAAACAUGAUGUUAUUAUUAUGCAGACGAAUGAAAGCGUUCCUGUUUUGUGUUGACCGUCUCUAUGAUCUUGUUUUAUGCUGGGAUUAGUUCUUUCUUUUCUACAGCCAAGAUAGGGCUCAGUGUGACCAUUGGCCAAGCUUUAGUCAGUUGAUGUUUUUGGUGUAAAAGAUUUUGGGGAAAUUCACUGCUGGACAAAGGGCAGCCGACCAUUUGUGCAUCAUUGAGGUCUCACACCUGGCUCAGCCCACUGGAUGGAUUUGUGGCUUUGGCUUUUUUAACACUGGCUGCAGAGUGGGGAGGGAAAAGGCAUUGAUAAGGGUUUUUUUAAUGGUAAGAUGGCACAAAAAGGAUGUAUUUUGAGGUCAGGUUGGGAUCAGCAUACAGUAUUUUCAGCCUCAGUAGGAAUUGGUGAUGCUUUGUGUUUGCUCCCUCAGUUCAGAAGUCAAUUGUACCCUAUGGUGUUUGUAAGGUCUUUUGGAAAACACUUUGGAGUUUUAUUUUGUGUAGUGCUAUAAUUUUCUUCUGUCUUAUCAACAUAAGUUUUGUCACUUGCAGAAGCUGUAGCCAAAAAAGCAAAAAAAACACCUUGUUCCAUUUUGUAUUCUAGUCUGAGCCCUAUUGAUGGAGGUGGGACCAGAACUCCUUCUGUAAAGGUUUAUUAUUCAUUUGUCUUGUAUUUGCUACCAUAUCACUGUAAAGAAAAAAAUAACACUAUCAGCUAUUUUUUCAUUUUUUACUUCCAACUAUUUUAGAUUUUUUUACUUGAUAUAUAUACAGAUAUAUAUAUAUAGAUAUAUAUAUAUAAAGAAAAAGCUAUAUUAUAUCUAGUUGUGUAUUGAAACUUGUUUAGGGGGGUUUUUUCCUUUGUUUUUACCCACUGGAAAAUGAACAGUACAAUUCAUGUAUUUGUAACCUUCAUCCUUGGAUAAUAUCAUAACACAGAGAAGCAGCACUGCAGGAUCUUAUCCAAUAUUCAUGAUGUUGUUUCAGUCAAAGGUCUCUGUUGCUGUGACAUGGGAAAUGACAAAAAUCUCAUCCAAUUCUAUGGCUCUAUUAACUGAAUUGUUAGAUAAUCAUCAUAACACAUUUGGAAAUCUCUCCUGACCCUUACUCACCAUGCAGUGCUGGCUGACAUGAAUUAUGAUUUACAAGACCCAGGUGCAAUGAUUUAUUGGAAAACUGAGAAUCUGGCUAAGUUGUUGUCCUAUCUGUCAAAUAUUUACCACAGUAUACUUGCCAGUUUAAUUUCAUACACACUGGAGUCACAAUUUCUGCAUAAUUUAUUUUUAUUCCCCAAUAGAAAACAUUCCUUCUUAUGUUUUAAAGACACCUCUUUCAGUUCCUCAUGUUGUACCCAGCCUGAAGGACAAACACAAGGCACAUCCUGGGAGUAAUCCUGUGAACUCAUUAUCCAAUAGCUCAAAGAAACUAUAUACAGGCCUACUCAAACCAAGAAAAUAACAUUUUUCCCUUCAAAAAGACUGCAAAUCAAGUAUUCUGCCUAGUUCAUCUAUAUAUAUAUAUAAGUACCUUUCCUCAUCAUAGCAUUAAAAAUUUCAAGAUGUUACAAAACAAGUCAUGCAAGUGUAAUGUGAGCUGUAAAAAAAAAAAAAAGUUCUCAGCAGUGAAAAUAAACCUGCAAUCUUGUAAUCAGUAGUAUAAUUUUCCUUAGGUAAUUAAAUUCCUGGAGGGUGGGGGGGAUAAUGAAGGUUCCAAAAAUAUGUAAUAAAAAUAUUCAAUUAAAUCUUCCAGAUUUCAGUA